GGUCUGAUCCACCGCACGCAGGAGGCGCUCCGGUGAAGUUGUGGCUCCGGUUGGACGCAAGUUUUUUAUUUGCGCGCACGGAAGAAAAGAAAAGGACCGAACAAAAAAAAAGAAAAGGUGGAUCAUAUAUCUGCUACUGUGGACGCGCCGAGAGCUCAGAGAACCAAGCUGCACGAAAUGAGAUCUUUGUCGAGUGGACGAGUAUAGUUAGAAAGUGACGGCUGCUGGCAGAGAGGAGCUGCUUUUUUGCUUUUCGGUCGGACCGUUGUCCUCAGGCAGCUGCUAUUUCAAUGUGGGAUACAGUUUUGGUGCUUUCGCCAGGCUGAAAUCCUCCAGGGUCAGGACCUCCCUCAUGGCAGCCUUACUCCUCGGGCUGCUGCUCUUUGCAAUGCAGUCCCCCCCCCUCCCCUCCAGGCCGAUGGCUGACGGGGGGCCACCUUCGCCUCCCACCGCGUCGCCCACUGACAACGGGACCACCAGCCACCCCAACGGGACCCUCCAACAGCUUCCUCAGAUCCUCAUUAUCGGCGUGAGGAAGGGGGGGACGCGGGCGUUGAUUGAGAUGCUCAGCCUGCACAGUGCCGUGGCCGCCGCUCAGAACGAGGUGCACUUCUUUGACUGGGAGAGCCACUUUCAGAAGGGCUUGUCUUGGUACCUCAGCCAGAUGCCCUACGCAUUCCCGGACCAGCUGACAGUGGAGAAGACGCCAGCCUACUUCACCUCCAGCAAAGUCCCCAAACGUAUCCAUCAGAUGAACCCUGACAUCAAGCUGCUGCUCAUCCUCAGAGACCCCACGGAGCGUGUGCUCUCGGACUACACGCAGGUGUUUUACAACCGUCUCCAGAAGCACAAGCGCUACCAGCCCAUCGAGUCAGUGCUGGUGAAGGAUGGUGAGAUCAACCUGGGAUACAAGGCUCUCAAUCGAAGCCUCUACUAUGUUCACAUGCAGAACUGGCUGCACUACUUCCCGCUGGAGAGCAUUCACGUUGUGGACGGGGACGAGUUGAUCAGGGACCCCUUCCCUGAGAUGAAAAAGGUGGAAAGGUUCUUAAAGCUGGAACCCCAGAUAAACGCUUCAAAUUUUUACUUCAAUAAAACUAAAGGAUUCUACUGUUUAAGAGACCACGGGCGAGAGAGGUGUUUACACGACUCAAAAGGCAGGGCUCACCCUCACGUGGCUCCUGCCAUCCUGCAGAAACUCUACCAAUUCUUUCACGAACCCAACAAGAAGUUCUUUGAGCUGGUGGGUCGAACGUUCAACUGGAAAUGAACUUGCGAGCCUCAGCGUUUUGGUGUAGAGUUGCUUGGGGACGAUCUCCUGUUUUCCCUCACUAACAGCGUAGAUGAAGAGACAAAGCUAAUGUAAAUUUAAACUAAAUCUAUUUUUAUACUAGUGCGUUUGUUACAGGAGGACGAUCGAGCCAAAUAUCAGGGCAGGCUGCAGAUCAUGACACACAUUUUACUGUCUUUCUGUACCGUUAGAAACACUCACUACUGUUCGACUCGUCUGAUCAAAGCAGACGACUUAUUAUGACAUUGAUGAUGACAUUCAGACUUGAGACUGUGCCAGUUAAUGUGUUACAUAAAGAUAAGUGCUGAGCGGUUUAAUAUUGUCAUACCUUCUCGUCUCACUUCAUAUAAUAUGGCAUUAUUAACGUCUAACUGCAUUUGGAGCUCUGAAGGACCUAUACCUGCUGCUAUGAUUUUCUCAGUCACUUUCAGGCACACGCCAUACUGAAUAUGGAUUUGUUCUUUUCGUUACUCCAGUUUUUCCUCAUGUAAGAGUCAGUUAUAUAAACACUGUGUGCACAUCAUAUAUUGCUGAUCAUUACAGUGUACUGUAAAUGUUUUUUUUUAAAGUUAAGAAUUAAUACCAUAAUAAAGAUGUAUUUUAUUUUUA
Messenger RNA from Stegastes partitus (bicolor damselfish), 1900 nucleotides. RefSeq names its product heparan sulfate (glucosamine) 3-O-sulfotransferase 1 (gene hs3st1). Gene Ontology annotation, molecular function: [heparan sulfate]-glucosamine 3-sulfotransferase activity. The coding region runs from base 353 to 1270 and encodes 305 amino acids. The transcript is spliced from 2 exons. Lineage: Eukaryota; Metazoa; Chordata; Actinopteri; Pomacentridae. The record is from RefSeq and is a predicted model, not a curated record.